ACACAGAAGAAGCCGCGCGCUCCACCUCCGCACGUGCGAAAACAACUUCCAGCCUGCAGUCAUGGGGAGGCGGCGGCAGAAAAAGCAGCUUUUCACGAAUUUGUCCAAAAAACAGAAGAAACACCUGAAGGAGUUUGGAGAGGAGCAUCCGUUUCACGACGUUGUGAAUGAAAAACCGGAAAGGACCCAGAUUGUGGACCUGCCAUCAAGCCCAGAACAAUCCGACUCAGAACCUGAGAACAGGAUAGAGGAUGAAGAAGAGGAGGAACCAGAGCAACAAACAGCCUAUCAGAAGCUUCUUUCCACCCUGGGCGAACCCUCAGCUGAUGCCCAGAACCAGGAGGAAGAAAGCAGCAGCGAUGAGGAGGAAGAGGAGGAGCUCCUCUAUGAAGUAGAGGGCAGCGAUGAAGCUGAGGAAGGAGGAGGGGAAGAAAACGAACAAGAGGUGCCUGGAGAUGAAGAGGAGGGGGUAAAUGAAAAGGAGGAGGUGGCAGGAGAUAAAGAGUUUGAGGACAAGGAGCACGAGUCUGCAUUCAGUCUGGAGACAAACUUCAUGGAAAGAGGAGAACAGGAUGAAACCGCUGCACCUUUGAAGAACAGUAAAGACCUGUUUUUAGACCACCUGAAUACCGAGCUUACUGAAGAGGAUGUGAAUAAAAUUACAUCUGGCAGCAAAUCCAAAACUCAGAUCACGUGGCCAAAAUUGGGAAAUCUUCUCUGCACCAAUCCUCUUGAAAGGUUCGGCCCCAUCGGCCCACAGAAGGACACGGACCUCACUGAUUUCCAUAAACUUUUAGAGAGCAGCUGGAAAGAUCUGAACCGGUCAUUCAAUCCUAAAGGACCGGCCGAAGAGAUCAGCCCACUCCAGCUGGAGCUGCUGGCCCUCAUGGGGUCCUACAAGGAUCUGUAUCUCCCAGAUACGUGCCCUCUUAAGCAGGGCCCUUAUGUGCGCAGUGCAUACUGCCUCCAUGUUCUCAACCACGUCCUGAAGGCCAACUCCAGAGUCCUGGCCCAUAACACCCAGCUGAGAGAGAAGAAGACUCGGGCUAAAGCUGGAGCUGAGCCACAAGAUGAACCCAGAGACCAGGGACUCACCAGGCCAAAGGUCCUGAUUCUGGUUCCGUUCCGGGGCGGCGCACUCCAAGUCGUCCACACGCUCAUCAGCCUGCUGGAGACCAAAGGCAAGAAGAUCACCGUCAGCAACAAGAAGAAGUUCAAGGAGGAGUUUGGAGAGGCGGAGGAUGAAAAACCAGCCAACCUGCGCAGACCCGAUGAUUAUCACGCCAUCUUCUCCGGCAACGUGGACGAUCACUUCAGGAUAGGUGUGUCCAUAGUGAGGGGCAACAUGCGUCUCUACGCCCCCUUCUACUCGUCAGACAUCAUCAUCGCGUCUCCGCUGGGCCUUCGGACGGUGCUGGGAGCCGAAGGGGAGAGUAGGAGGGACUACGACUUCCUGUCAUCCAUUGAGCUGCUGGUGCUGGAUCAGACCGACGUCUUCCUCAUGCAGAACUGGGAGCAUGUCUUGCAUGUGAUGACGCACAUGAACCUGCAGCCGCUGGACGCGCACGGCGUCGACUUUUCCAGAGUUCGCAUGUGGAACCUGAACAACUGGGCCAGACACUACAGACAGACGCUGGUGUUCAGCUCCGUCCAGGACCCGCAGAUCAACAACAUCCUCACUAAACACUGUGCCAACUACAGAGGACAGAUUACCGCAAAAAAUAUGCCAAAAACGGGCUCCAUCUGCCAGGUGCUGGCUCAGCUGCCUCACGUAUUCCAAAUGUUUUCAUCCGACAGCUUCAUGGAUCAGGAUGCUCGGUUUCAGUUCUUCGUUGAGCAAGUGCUUCCUCAGUACAGGGACUCGGUCAUGUCCCACACUCUGAUUUACAUCCCGUCCUACUUUGACUACGUCCGGCUGCGAAACCACAUGAAGAAAGAGGAGAUGAACUUCGCCUCCAUCUGCGAGUAUUCCAGCAAGUCGGAGGUCUCUCGAGCGAGGCAUUUCUUUCAGAAAGGAGAAAAACAGUUCCUGCUCUUCACCGAGCGCUUCCACUUCUACAAGAGGUACGCCAUCAAAGGGAUCAAGAACCUGAUAUUUUACGGACUCCCCACCUUCCCCCACUUCUACAGCGAAGUGUGCAACAUGCUGGCAGCAGGAGGUCAGGGGGAGGAGGCCAGCUGGACCUGCACUGCCCUCUACUCUCGCUACGACGCCCACAAGCUGGCCGCCAUCGCCGGAGCCCAGCGAGCUGGACAGAUGCUGCACUCCAACAAAAACGUUCACCUUUUUAUCACUGGAGCGGAGGACAAAGUCUGAGCAGAUAGCAGCCCAAUAAAUCUGCUUAUUAAAGUGUAUUUUUAUUGAUAUGUUGUGACUCGUUCACUUUCAAUAGCAAAUAUUUAUUGGUUUAUUGGCUUUGUUAGUGUUUGUGACGGGACCAUAAAUAUAAACUUCCCAAAACAUCAUAGUCGUCAUAGCUGUUAAGAUGUGUUGAUUAUCAGGGAAGCAUUUACUUAUCUGUUUGUUGGUUAAUAUGCUUUGUUUUGGAGCUGAUUGAAUGGUUUUAUGACUCAGAUGUAUCAAAGGUGUAAAGUAUGGAAGCCUGUUUGUACCAACAGUGAAAAAGAGAUUCAGUGAUUCCCAAUAAAUGUUAUAGAUGCUGUC
Messenger RNA from Fundulus heteroclitus (mummichog), 2665 nucleotides. RefSeq names its product UTP25 small subunit processor component (gene utp25). Gene Ontology annotation, biological process: maturation of SSU-rRNA from tricistronic rRNA transcript (SSU-rRNA, 5.8S rRNA, LSU-rRNA). The record is from RefSeq and is a predicted model, not a curated record. The transcript has 12 exons. Gene Ontology annotation, molecular function: rRNA binding; U3 snoRNA binding. The coding region runs from base 62 to 2317 and encodes 751 amino acids. Lineage: Eukaryota; Metazoa; Chordata; Actinopteri; Cyprinodontiformes; Fundulidae. Gene Ontology annotation, cellular component: small-subunit processome; nucleolus.